Messenger RNA from Bufo bufo (common toad), 5054 nucleotides. It is a transcript of the gene C6H10orf71, whose product is annotated as chromosome 6 C10orf71 homolog. The transcript is spliced from 3 exons. Gene Ontology annotation, biological process: positive regulation of calcineurin-NFAT signaling cascade. NCBI's taxonomy places the organism in Eukaryota, Metazoa, Chordata, Amphibia, Anura, Bufonidae. The coding region runs from base 458 to 4879 and encodes 1473 amino acids. Gene Ontology annotation, cellular component: Z disc. The record is from RefSeq and is a predicted model, not a curated record.
UCACCUAUUCCUAAUGACAAGGACUGAGACAUUAUUAAUUCGCUUUUGGGGGAAAUGAAGGAAGCCUGUGAUUUGUUUUAUGAGAGAGAAAACUGCUACAGACACAGCCAGAUAUAAAAAUAGACACAGAAGCUGCUACCAUCUGCUAGACACCCGACACUGCACAAAGCUUGGACUUCUUUUGCUUGAGAGCAUAGCACCCGUAAUAAUGCCCUAUUCCUUCAAUUUAAAAUUUGGUGGAAUGUAAUUUAGGAGACUUUUACAUUGAAGACAUCAUACAUGCUUUCUAGAAACUAGGAGGCCAAGAUGACUUUUCGCUAAAUUCUUUACAUAUGGAAAAGGGUCAUGGUCGAACAAAACAGGACCAGGAAAGAAAAGUAGAUGGUGUGGAUCCAGUAGGAGACUGACAACAUUUCAGACAUUUGCCGCCCAGAUUUAAUAAAAAUUAUUUACUGGCAUGCUUCGUUACAAAAAGCAUAAGAGGCAGGCUGAUGGCCUUGGAACAAGUGUGACUCUAAUGGAUGACACAGACCGGGAAGUGAGCAGUUUCACAGACCGAGCUUUUAGGAGUUUAUGUGUUGCAGAAGAAGAUCUAUUUAAUGAUGUUCCUCACUUGCCCUCCCCUAUUAGAGGAAUGCCACUUUCAACUAAGUACCACCUAGGAAUUUUUAACCUUUCAGUCAGAAAAACGCAACCCUUGGCACAGUUACCCACCACUUCACAUCAGCGUAAUAAGUGGGCUCCAACAUUCCAGCCUUUGCUUAACUAUGCAAAAGUAGGGUUGACUGAUGUAAAGACCAACAACAGCAUUCUAUGUGCCCCUGUGCCAAGAGGUUAUAAACAGCAUUCAAAAGUGUCAUCAUUGAUAAAGACAUUUGAUAAUAUUGAAAAUGAGAUACCAGAUAACUGUCCUUUGCCCACGCUACUUCAUUUCUCUAAAGCUUCUCAAAGAGACAUGGAAGCAAGUCCUAUUAGUGAGACUGUAGAAAAAAUUGACACCAGUGGUGCUUUACUGCUAGAACCUAUCAAUUCAGAUGUUUCUAAUUUUAAUGAAAGUCACUUACACCGACGUACUGCCAGAGAAGUUUUUCUGGAGUCACAAAUGGAAAUUUGUUCUCAGAUUUUAAGAUCUCCAUCACUUUCUUCAGGUUCACCAUUAGCUGAUCAAGUUAAACAAGUGGUAAAACAAACAGAUUCACUGAGAAGGACAGCUUUUCUACAUAGUGAACAUAGCGCCUUUAAAUCGUGGAGUGAUAUCAAUAGGAAAAUGAUUGGAGAUGAUGAAAGUGACAGUUCAAUACCAGGGACACCUCUUAUUCCUAGAAGAGCAACCCCCUGCUCACCUUUACUUCAAAGAACAAUAGCUGGAAUGAAGGCAAGAGAUGGAGGAAUGGAAUUAGGUUGGACUUCUCCUGCUUCUUCAGUAUCUAGCAGUUUUGAUGCUAAUCAAAUGCUAAGAACUGUGCCUCCACUUCCUAAUAGAAAAAACACAAAACUAAAUAAAGACUAUAGCCUUAAACAAGCAAGACCUCCCCUACAUGCAAGACCUCAAGAUUUAAUGAAGGUAUAUGAAGGACAUUCAUCAACUACAGAGCAAGUGAACUGGAUAAUUAAAUCUAAAUCACCAGAUCAACACAGUCAAGAAUAUCAACCUAAUCAUGGGGCACAAUUGAGUAAUGCAUCUCAAAGUUUUGUAAAACAAAAUGAGAAAGGCCAAGCAAACAUAGCUGUCACACAGCAGACUGAAAUAUCUCAAACAAAAAGCAAAGGAGAAGUUAAGGAACUGGAGAAAAACAAGCCACCCCCUGGAAGAAUAAAAACAUUAAUACAGGAGAUAAAAAAAGAAGCAAUUAAAGAAAUGGUACAAGUUCACUUUAUAGACAAGAAGCAUACCAUUAGAGAUUUACCAAAGGAUGGAUCUAAUGAUGUCCUUGCUACACUAGAAAAAUCACCACAGAGCUCUAAUACUCUAUCAAGCAUAAAUGAUCAUAUACCCCCAUGGAGAAAAACAAAAAGCAGUAAUAAGAUUGUAUCUGACAAGAAGAUUCCAAGUACAAGUAUGGUCACAGGAGAGAUUAUUGUAGCUCAACCCCAUGAAACUGUAUUUGUAUGUAAGGAUGACAAUGUUUUAGAAGAAAAACCAUCAUCUUUUAACAUUUCACAUCUUUUAACUCCAGUUAUAAGAAGAAAAAACAUUUAUGAAGCUUUAGAAGAAAACAUAAUAAUAACCUCUCCAAUUACAAUUAAAAAUAUAGAUCAAGAAGACCAAACAGACAUUGGUUUAUAUAAAAAAAGAGAUGAUUAUAAAUCUAAGGCAACAAGUUUGCUAUUCAACUUGAAAGAUAUGAGAAAAAGAGUCAAAAGCACAUAUAAUCCAGUCACUACUGCCAGAAAUGGCUUUGAAAAGACUUUGGUAACAGAUAUUAAAAUUCAGGAGGGUGUGGCUCACUUAUCAGAGAUCAAUGCAUUGGUUUAUGAAAAUGAAAGUUCAAAUCAAACACACUUAGAAGAACAUUUAAGGCCAACAAAAGAAGUACAAAUCAAAAGUGACGUUGCUGGAAAUGAGUAUGAGAACCGUUUAUGCCUGAGUGCCAUGGAUCAGGGCACCGUAUUUCAGAAUGGAGAAAUCCCUAAAGAUAAAGUCAUGUCAGAUUGCAAAUGUAUGCUUAUUGAGAAUGCAGCCUCUGUAUGUCUUACUACUAAUGACAAUGAUAUCAAGAAAAAAAUUGAUUAUUCUUCCCUGAAUGUAUAUUGCAAAGCAGAUACUUAUGUAAGUGGGGGGCAUACAGACUAUAAUCAAGACUCUUUAGCUUGCCUAAAAAAAACAGAAGUCAAUACUUCACCAAAAAGAGAAAAUCCAACAGAAGACAAUAAGGAUGAUGAACAUAUAGAUGUUCUAUCCAAUCCAUGCGUUUGUGAUUUAGAAAAAAUCAUGGUGAAUGAUUUAAAACAAUCAGAGCAAUGUUUUCCAUUCAAAGUGGAUCAAUGGGCUGUUGAUCGUGAUGAAAAUGAAAAGCAAAUUGUUAAAGAGGAUGAAACUAAAAACAUUUUACAGUAUUUUUCUGUUAAUAGUAGCAAAGGAGUAGAUGUAAUAGAGAGCAAAAGAAUGUCUGAAGUUUUAGAAGAUCAAAUUGGAAAAGAUGACCAAGUUAAACUGACAGAUGAAAAAUUAAGAGCAGAAAAUAUAUGCGAUGAGGAAUUUCUAAGGCCAUUAUCCUUAACACCUUUUAAACCAAAUUUAUUUCACUUAAAAGAUAAUAAAAUAAAAUUUUCUCCAGUUACAAAGUCAGUGAAACUUCCUCUUUUCAGGAGUCUUUCUGAAGAUUGCUUGGUCUUCAAGAAGUUAGAAGAUAGUAACUUUCCAUGGAGAAUAGGAGACCUGAGAGAGACAAAAGAAAGCAUUGGCAUAAGUACUGAUAUACUCUGCAUAAAGAAUAUGGAAAUAGGUAAAGUGACUCAACAUCAAAAGCAACUAAUGGUAAGCGCUACCUCAGAAUCUCCAAAACAAGAAGCCAUAAAGUAUAAUCAAAUAAAGUCUCAAAAGGAAGAAGCAGAAGACCAUAUAUUGAAUGAAGAUAAUAUUACUAAUGCUGAGAAAAGGAAACAUAGAAGUAGAAAUAAAACAGAAGAGUCAGAUGGUAUUAAAAUGACAUACAGUAGUGGGGGUAACAAUUUAUGCUUAGAAGAGUCCUUCUUUCAUCCAGUUGAAACUUGUGUCUCAGAAUGUAACACUUUGAUUGUGCAUAAUGCAAGUGAAUAUUUGAAAGAAAUAAUAAAUGGAGAACCCAUAGGCUGUCCUUGUAAUGAAGCUGAAAACACAAAAUAUUCUCCCAUUGAUAAUGAACAUUUGCAGUUUGAGGAUAGUGUCAGUUUUGCACAAGACAUUGCCUGUUCAAGCAUAACAAGUCCCAUGUCAGAGAGUUUGACUUGUUCCAUUGUAGCCAGCCCCAUGUCUAUAAAUACACAAAGUUCUGGCUUCACUACUGCACUUUCUGCUUUGGAAGAUAUGCCAAGUCCACCCUUAACAAGUUCAAACACAAGAAAUGGAAAGUCUAGUUUAUUGCUUCCUGUGGUAAUUCCAACAGACUCUGAGCCUAAAACCACUUACUUAGCCAAACAGGAAAAGGAAUCAUUUUUAGAAUCACAGAAGAUCAAUGCAAAACCUCCCGCUGUACCUCCUAAAACAGAAAAAGCAUUACGUCGUGCCAAGCGUCUGACAAAAAAACAUAGAAAGACUGAGAUCCCUCAAAGGGUACAAGAAAGCGACUUUCAGGAAUCUGACAAUCUAGAUCUUUCACCAUUAGGUAAUGUUACACCAGGUCAGGUUACACCACAAUCAUGUCACAAAUUAUUGCCAUACAUAUCCAACUCCUUAGAGCAUGAAGACAUUGUUUCUGAAUCAUCAACUCCAUCUUUUCCCCUUACCCAACGUAAAAUUCUUCAGGACCCUGAUUCUGGUCAGUACUUUAUGGUCGACAUCCCUGCUUGCUUGCGUAUUAAAACUUUCUAUGAUCCCGAAACAGGAAGAUACUUGCAAAUGUCUGUACCUUCAUCAGAAAGGGAAAGCCCAGAAUUAGAAGUGUCCAACAGUCCAUAUAUGAUAUACCCCAGGGUAACUCAUGUACCAGUUUCAUCCAUAGCAUCAUUCAAGGGAAAAUCAAAGCUCCUGAAUAAUGAUAAUGUCAACACUUGUGAAAGGAAACAUUUAUGGAAUGACAAAGUGGAAGAUUCUUUAAAAAUGCAUAAUUUCAUACAUUGUGAUUCCCAUGACCAGAGAAUGACAGGCACUCCAGUUAGCAGAGACAGAAUUACAAGUAGGAGUCCAGAUAUUAUCUCAAUGAAGGAUAUAGAUGACUUUGCAAUGGAAGCAGUUUCAUGAAAUUUGCAUUAAACUUUAAAAAAUGAAAAAGCACAAAUAAAGCAGUGCAACAAACAAGCAAAGGUUAGAUAUAAAUAGCACAUGUGAACACAUUACUAUUAACACCAAAUUCUCAUGUCACCAAAAUUAAUCAAGAGACAAUGGUAGUUUAUUUUAUGCAUUAUACAUUUGUCAA